Messenger RNA from Protopterus annectens (West African lungfish), 5447 nucleotides. It is a transcript of the gene CCDC61, whose product is annotated as coiled-coil domain containing 61. Gene Ontology annotation, cellular component: centrosome. Lineage: Eukaryota; Metazoa; Chordata; Ceratodontiformes; Protopteridae. The transcript is spliced from 13 exons. The record is from RefSeq and is a predicted model, not a curated record. Bases 235 to 1872 code for a protein of 545 amino acids.
AUAGAAAGUUCCUGCCCACUAGUGUGUCGCUUUUUGUGUUCCGGCAGUUAAACCGCUUCAACUAAGCGGCAGCUUGAGCGGUAUUAAGUUAUGAAACAGUUAAGAGCUGUGUGUAUCACGUUGAUGGUGGAGAAACAUAGUUGAUAGAAAGCUGCGGUUUUAUUAUUUAAGGAGUUUAUUAUCUUUGAUGUACUUUUGCCAUUUGCUUAUUGUCACUAGAAACAAUUGAGUAUAAUGGACGAACAGAGUAUUCAGAAUGACUACACGUUUCGGGGUGUAGAGUACACUGUGCGGAUGACUGUCUGUGGAGAGCUGUUGGAAGUGGAAGUGGAAGACAAAAUCACUUCUGAUCAAUGGAGGGGAGAGUUUGAUUCUGCUUUUAUAGAGGAUGUAACUCACAAAACAGGAAACUUCAAACAGUUUUCCAUCUUCUGCAAUAUGCUGGAGUCUGCUAUCAAUAAGAUAAGUGAAUCUGUCACCCUUGACCUUUUGACUUACAAUGAUCUGGAAUUACUACGAAACAGAAAAAUCGGUGUCAACUCACGACAUAUUCCAGCUUCCAAAUCCUCUGCACUAAAUACAAAACGCUAUCUCAUACUGAUCUACUCUGUGGAGUUUGACAGGAUACACUAUCCCCUUCCACUGCCUUAUGUGGGGAAGCCUGAUCCUGCAGUCCUGCAGAAGGUGAUUCGAGAACUGAAGGAGGAGCUGUCUGCGUUAAAAUCUAGACAAGGAAAGGAUUACAGAGAUGCAGAAAUUCGUAGACUUCGUGCUGAGUUAGAAAAGAUAACACAAGAGAAGCAGGAUCUAGAGGUCACUUUUCUACACCUCCAAGAUGAAGUUAAACUUUCAAAAAAGAACAGUGCCUUAAAGGAAGUAAAAAUACUUAAAAAGAUUGUCCAGAGUUUGGAGGAAGAGCUAAUUAAGGAGAGGACGAAGCAUCAGAGGUCAACAAGUAAACGAAGCCAAGAGUACAGCCAAGUUAUCGAUGAGUUAGAAGAAGUUAAAGCAUCAGAGAGGAAUCUGAAAAUCCGAGUCAAGAGUUUGACCAAUGAGCUGGUUUUGUACAAAAAGGGGAGGUUAACCCCUGUUGGACCCUCACCCCAAUGCCGUUCUAAUUCUGCUCUUAAUGCUGGUCAACCAAGCCAGACACGUACAAAUUCAGCAAGAAAAAGAAAGGAUGAUAGGAGGUCUUCAUCACAGGAUCGCAGUGGACUUUGGUCAGAUACUAGAGAGCGUUCAGUUUCUAGAGAGAGAAAUGGCCACUGGUCAACAGGAAGGGAGAGGUCUUCAUCCAGAGAGAGUCGAAGUGGGAGCCAGCCUCGAAUUCCUAUGCAGUCACCUUCUCCAGCAGGUACAAGGGCGCCAAGGUUUGAUCCUACUGCCUAUGUGAAAGAUAAACAGCGGAAACAGAAGGAUGUCAAACAGAAAAUCACAAGGAAAAUAGAACGGGAUAUUCGAUGCUCUCCAGCAAGCACAGAAAGAGGACGGUCCAAUUCUCGCAGAGCUAAACCAAUCCGUGGAAGAAGACACACAGGACUAAAGCGUAAUUCGUCAGUGGAAAGUGGCAAAAGCAGACGUUCCUCAGCAAGCUCUACUAGCGAAUUUGAAGAUCUCUCUGAGCCAGCCAGAUUAAGUGAAGGCCAGAGAGAGAGAAGAGCUGGACGAGUGCUUGGAACAAAUCUGUGGCACAAUCCCAACAUGCAGUGCAGAAAUGACGCUACUUCAAGGAAGCGGAUAUCAAGUACUCCUACCAAAAGCAGACAAGCAAAUAAAGAAAACCUUUUUGACCCUUCCGCAGACCUGUCUGAGAUUGAUGCACGGUUACAAGCAUUGCAGGAAUAUAUGAAAACCCUGGACACCAGAACAUAACCCAUAUAAAAGAACAAUAUGAAGGAACAAUAACAAUAUUAUUUUCACUGUGUGCAUCACUGAGACAGGAUUAUGAAGGCUGGCUUGUUUCCUUUUCUGUAGGAGUUUCAAAAGCUGGUUUAGUAGACAUGGUCCAAAGAAAUAAAUUGGCAAAGACAUUGCACGAAAAUACAAAUUCCUGGAUUUUGACUGAGCAGAAAAUGGCAUUUUAAAUCCAUUUGUUUGUAGACCUUUGAGCCUCAAAGAACAUGCACUUUGUAUUUAUUCAUUCCACAAUUCAGUUCUGCAGCUCACUGAAGCUAGGCUUAACUUAAAGCAAAUGGUUGUGUCUGGUGCUGAUUAACAGGUCACUUUUUUUCUUCUCUUUUUCUUUGAGAGAACUUAAUCAUUGAACAUUUCCUUGAGCAUUUAAGCAAGUUUUUUUUUUACUUAGUAUGUGGUCAAAAUGGCAUUUUUUUCAAGAAACAUUUGUAAUAGAAAUAUCUUAAAUGUUCUAAAGUUUUGUUCCCUUGAACCUUAUUAAUGAAUGUGGUUAGAUAUUUUGAUAAACUAAAGAAUAUUCCUUAUUUUAAUAAUUUUUUAAAUCAGUUCUGUUGAGAACAAUGAUAUUGCAGUCAGACUUUUAGAACGUUUUUAGAACAAAUUCUAUAAGGGACACCUGUUUUUACAUUAUUAGACAGUUGGUUUCAUUGUGACCAUAAUGGUGUAUUCAGUCUUAACACUUCUUGGGCCAAAGCCUAGAAGGGUGAAAAUAUGUUACCUUUCCAGGAAUGAGUAAUGCUCAGUUUAAAAGGAGGUUGUGUAUCUGGCUUAAUGGAAAGGCUUAAAGUUGUUUUAACAAGUCUUAUUGCUGUGCAUUGGCUUUGAUGUAUUGGAGCAUUUGUGAAGUAACUGUCUGUGGUGCUAAGUACUUUCUUAAUGAAGAUGAAAUAGAAACUCCUAAACCAGAAGUAGACUGCUUUAGCUCCUGGUGCUAAAGUAUUAAACCUUCCAUUCAAGAACAGUAUUUUACAUUAAAACACACACAUCAGCACCAACCCCCUUUUCUCUUAUUUGUUUUUUGUAUAUGGUAGCAAGGUUUCACAUUAAUAGUGACCAUUACCCAGAUCUAGUUCAGUAUUUAUUUUCUUUGGCUGGGAAUUUGGAAGCAUUGAUUGUGGUUUAAGAAGAGGCAGAUGGCUCUUUUUACCCAUAUUUAAUGCAUUAUGUUCUUUACAUAGACAGGUCCAUGUUAUAGAAGGAUAAAGACCGCAUAUGGCCCAGACAUCCCAGGUUUAGUUAGUAGUCCCGCUGCUGGAGAAGCUGGUAGGGGAGGUGAUAAGGUAGUUCCUGUUUAUUUGUCAGGAGUGGGGCACACAAUCCCAGGGUGUACACUCCAUGCUAGAAUUCCUGGAGAUGACUGUAUAUCCCUAGGAGGCACUUGUUUGUGAAUGGAACAGGGACGUCUGAAGGGUUAUAUCACCCACAACAUUUUGCGACAUUUCCUCACAGAAGCCUGAUGCACACAGAACUCCUUCAGUGUUUUUGGUAUGUGCAGUGGGAAUGGUUAAGUGCACCGCAGUCAUCGUUUGUCCACUGAGGGGACAAAUGGGCAUAGUUGCUUCAGUUGGCCCAUAGUGUUGGGGCGAGGGGGAGGGCAGAGAUAGUUGAUAAUCUGUGUAUCUUUAGUGAUGCAGUACAAGAUGAUAUAUUAUAGUAGAAGUGAGACAGUACUUCUUUGUUCUGUGUAGCAAGGUGUCAUUGCAUAUUGUGUUGUAAGUUAUUGUAGUACUUGAAGAACACAUGGCUCGGAAAUUUGUUGAUAGCAUUCUAACCUGUUGUAGUACUGUGUGCAUUCUGAACACUUCAAUGCAUUUAUGGUUUAAAAUUCAUAUUUUGCUCCAUAUCUAACUACUCACUAAUGUGUUGUUAAUUUAAUUCAGAACAUUUGGUUAUAGAACUGCAUAACAGAGUGUCACUUUUUCCUCAAGGACAGGUGCAUGCUACUUCUGUUUAAAAGCCGUAUAUUAACAGCCAAGCAGCACUUAGCAUCCAUAUGCAUUUUGUAGUUUGCAUACCAGAAUAGCUCUUUCAGGCUUUGAUCUUGAAAUUAAUAUACAGUAUCAUUGGUAACAGUUUGUAAUGCAUAUUUGCCGCUGUUUUUUAACCUUCUUUAUAUUCUUUCUGGCAUCAGUCAAGGAAUUAACGUAAUAAUUAAAGUCUGAUUGUUUUAACAAAGUGUGUUUAUCAGUGAUGCAUUGAAGUAGAAUUGUUUAUUAACAGUUAAGUUACAUAUGGCAAAUAGUAUAUUGGCAGAAUCCAGAUAAUUCUUAAGCAAGCCUUCAUAGAGUUGUAGUACACAGGGUCUGUAAAUAGACUACUUCAUAACCUUUGAGAGUCUUGCAAAAAGCCUUAAUUGUGAAAUUAACAUGCUUUAAACUGCAUUAGUUUCUGUCUCACAGCUGGUAAAGUGAAAAUUUAAUUAGUUUUCCCCAUUCUUGUAUCUCCUCAUUGUGAAUGGGUUUUCUGUAAUUGCUACUUUUUCUUGAUGCUUAUUCCAUUUCUUUGUGGUUCGGGCCCAGUACAGAAAGCACUCUGGGUAAAACUUAAAUUGUAAUCUUUAUAAUAGUGAUGUUUAUAGUAUUAGAAGCCCUAAGGCAUGUACCUCAUCAGUUCUAAUGGUAGUAAGCACAGUCUGAACUUAAGCCUACAACCCAGUGUAGGCGUUCUUGGCCAUCACAGAAUGUGCCAUAGAUAUGUAGCAGUCAACUUUAAGUUUGGUCACUGAGAGUCUUCAUAUGUUUACAUCAGUCUAAGUGAUUAAGAGACCUUCUGUUUGUAUUAUUAGACUUUAAUCGUAAGGAACAUUGCUGUAAGGAUUUAUUGUAUGAUUGGGAUAUGGCUGUUGGCAGAUAUCAGUACCACUGCUUAUCUUUUUCUAUAUUCAUACAUAACCUAGGGGGUGCAAGGAAGCACUUCUCAUGCCAUGGCUUUUGUGGAGCAUAGCAAUGACUUAAAAAUAAAAAUGUAUCAUCUACCUUAUCCAGUUAUUUUUGUUUCCCGAAGGUCUAACGGUCCAUCUUGUUUGCUUCACCACUUCAUUUAGCAACACCUGGGCCUUGAUCUGUGGUAGUUCUAAGUACAACUUUUUUAUCUGUUGUAGGCAUGUAUGGUGCUUUGUUUUUGUACAGAUUGUAAUGAUCUCCCAAGACAAAAUUACCAGUAAAUUGUCCUCCAAACAUUAGAUUUCUCCAGAAAACUUCCAUCUUUAGUAGCUUUUUUUUUUUCCAGAGGCAAAUCAUGCUAUUGGUAAUUGUGGACAUUAUGCCAAGUUCAACAGAAAAAAAGCCUUUAGGUAGAUCUAAGAAUUUACAAACCUUUCUGGAACAUAACCCUAUUUUUGUAACUUAAGGCUGCCUGCAGAAAUGUUGUGCUUAAUUAGAGGAUGAUUGGGAAAGCAUAAUUUCAGAUGUGGUGUUGAAGGUGGGUAUGUGAUUGCAUUGUGCCCCCACUCUGUAACUAGUAGACCCCCAACAGAAUCUUAACAGCGGUCCUGGUCAUAAUACUUUUACCUUUUUGCUCUUCUGAAUAACUUU